Molecule: messenger RNA, 2418 nt
Organism: Suricata suricatta (meerkat)
Lineage: Eukaryota; Metazoa; Chordata; Mammalia; Carnivora; Herpestidae
Gene: SMPD1
Product: sphingomyelin phosphodiesterase 1
Exons: 6
Coding region: 177-2036 (619 amino acids)
Biological process (GO): sphingomyelin catabolic process; ceramide biosynthetic process
Cellular component (GO): lysosome
Molecular function (GO): acid sphingomyelin phosphodiesterase activity
Source: RefSeq, a predicted model, not a curated record
UGGGGAACCCAGGAAGAGGAAGGGGCGGAGCUGCCUUGCAGCUGGGACGCGGAGCCGUCAGCCGACUGCCCCCGGGGUUCGUCGGCAGUCCCUGGCGCCGCCCGGCGCUUUGAGAACCAGCCAGGGCCGAGGCCAGCGGGACCCGGACGGGCGAACCAGCUCUAGGAAGCCGGGCAAUGCUCCGUCACGGAGUAUCUCUCGACCGGGGCCACCCCAGGUCCGGCCCGGAGCAGGAAUCGGACCGGACCCGAGGGUCCCCCAGACUGAGGUUCCUGUGGAUGGGCCUGCCUCUGGCUCUGGCGCUGGUUCUCUGGGCCCCGGUCGGGGCCCACCCUCUUCCCAUCCAAAGCCAACCCUCCGGUCGCUUAGUUCCCCAGCUCCGUGACGCCUUUGGGUGGUGGAACCUCACCUGCCCAGUUUGCAAAAGUGUGUUCACUGCUAUUGACUUCGGGCUGAAGAAGGAGUCCAGUGUGGCCUGGGUGGGCUCCGUUGCCACCAAGCUCUGCAAACUGCUGAAGAUAGCACCACCCACUGUGUGCCAGUCAACUGUCCAGCUCUUUCAAGAUGAUAUGGUGGAGGUGUGGACACGCUCAGUGCUGAGCCCAUCUGAGGCCUGUGGUCUGCUCCUGGGCUCCACUUGUGGGCACUGGGACGUCUUCUCAUCUUGGAACAUCUCUUUGCCGGCUGUACCAAAGCCGGCCCCACAACCACCCAAGCCCCCAGCCCCAGGCGCCCCUGUCAGCCGCAUCCUCUUCCUCACUGACCUGCACUGGGAUCAUGACUACCUGGAGGGCACAGAUCCUGACUGUGAGAACCCACUGUGUUGCCGCCGGGAUUCUGGCUUGCCACCUGCCUCCCGCCCAGGUGCUGGAUACUGGGGCGAAUACAGCAAGUGUGACCUGCCCCUGCGGACCCUGGAGAGCCUGUUGAGCGGGCUGGGCCCUGCCGGCCCCUUUGAUAUGGUGUACUGGACAGGAGACAUCCCUGCCCACAAUAUCUGGCACCAGUCACGUCAGGACCAGCUUCGGGCCCUGACCACCGUCACAGCCCUUGUGAAGAAGUUCUUGGGGCCAGUGCCUGUGUACCCUGCUGUGGGCAACCACGAGAGCACACCUGUCAAUGGCUUCCCUCCCCCCUUCAUAGAGGGCAAUCACUCUUCCAGCUGGCUCUAUGAGGCAAUGGCCAAAGCAUGGGAGUCGUGGCUGCCUCCUGAGGCCCUGCACACCCUCAGAAUUGGGGGGUUCUAUGCCCUUUCCCCACGCCCUGGCCUCCGCCUCAUCUCUCUCAAUAUGAAUUUUUGUUCCCGUGAGAACUUCUGGCUCUUGAUCAACUCCACAGAUCCUGCUGGACAGCUCCAGUGGCUUGUGGGGGAGCUCCAGGCAGCAGAGGAUCGAGGAGAUAAGGUACAUAUAAUUGGCCACAUUCCCCCAGGGCACUGCCUGAAGAGCUGGAGCUGGAAUUAUUACCGAAUUGUAGCCAGGUAUGAGAGCACCUUGGCUGGUCAGUUCUUUGGCCACACCCACGUGGAUGAGUUUGAGAUAUUCUAUGACGAGGAGACCCUGAGCCGGCCACUGUCUGUAGCCUUCCUGGCACCCAGUGCCACCACCUACAUCGGCCUUAAUCCUGGUUAUCGGGUCUACCAAAUAGAUGGCAACUAUCCGGGGAGCUCUCAUGUGGUCCUAGAUCAUGAGACCUACAUCCUGAACCUGACACAGGCUAAUAAGCCAGGAGCCACACCACACUGGCAGCGUCUCUAUAGGGCUCGAGAAACCUAUGGGUUGCCCAACGCACUGCCUGCCGCCUGGCAUGACCUGGUGUACCGCAUGCGAGGUGACACGCAGCUAUUCCAGACCUUCUGGUUUCUCUACCAUAAGGGCCACCCCCCUUCAGAGCCCUGUGGCAUGCCCUGCCGCCUGACUACUCUGUGCGCCCAACUCUCAGCUCGCUCCGAUAGCCCUGCUCUAUGUCGCCAUCUGGUGCCGAAUGGAAGCCUCCCUGAUGUCCAGAGCCUGCAGCCAAGUCCAUCUUUCUGCUAGGACUCCCAAGGCCCAGAUUUGGGAAAGUGCAAAUCUUAGAAAAGGUGCAAAAACUCCAGAGGACGGCCAUGGUAAGAAGAGUGUCUGGUGGAAAACCCUGUCCCUGGGCCCCAAGCACACUGGGGAAACAGGACCUUCUUUCAUGGAGCUGGUUUGGCAAGAUAUAGGAGAGGGCAGCUGCUCUACCUGUGCCCAGCAUCUAAGCUGCCCUGGGACUACUGCCUUUCAUCACUGUGGAGCAAAGGUCUAAGUUGGUACUGCCCCAGCAGACCACACAGGAGCUGUCACCCCAGGCCUGUGCUGGCCAGUCAGGAACCCUGUACUGCUGCUGCUGCCUGGUGGUCAGGCUGUUAAAAUAAAGAUAAGAGACUAGGACUCCAGA